This is a messenger RNA of Argentina anserina (silverweed cinquefoil), 1745 nucleotides long. Its product is annotated as plant UBX domain-containing protein 7. Gene Ontology annotation, cellular component: nucleus. Lineage: Eukaryota; Viridiplantae; Streptophyta; Magnoliopsida; Rosales; Rosaceae. Gene Ontology annotation, molecular function: ubiquitin binding. The transcript is spliced from 11 exons. The coding region runs from base 126 to 1589 and encodes 487 amino acids. Gene Ontology annotation, biological process: proteasome-mediated ubiquitin-dependent protein catabolic process. The record is from RefSeq and is a predicted model, not a curated record.
UUCCGCAAAUCUACGUAAAAUACCACCACCACCUCUCAUUCCCUCGGAGGUCAAACUCGUAGUUACACUUACACCCUCCCUGUGACUAAAUCUCCAAAUUUAAUAUAAAGAAAAUACGAAGCUCGAUGAGAAACUAUAAAAGAAAGAAGAGAAAAAUCUCAGACGAACAAGUAGAAGAGCCAAAACCCGUCGCCAAAGUCCCCAAAUCGAGCAAAGAGAUGGAGGCGGCGUCGGCCGAGGAGGAGCAGCAGAGCGUGGUUGCUAUGUUUAUGGAGAUCUCUGCCGACCAGUCUGUCGAGACAGCGCGGCGGUUUCUGAAUGCUACGAAUUGGAACCUAGAGGAAGCACUCCAACUGUUUUAUGUGGGGAAUGAAGCGGGGUCGGUGGCUCCACCACCGCAGCCGGAGCUGCCGGCUGAAAAUGCUAGUAAUUUGGCUGAACAGAACUCUGGUGUGAAGGAGAAUGCGGCGCAAUUCGGUGAGGAUGAAGUGCGUGCUCCGAUGCCAGUUAUAAGGGAUGUUCUUUAUGAUGAUGCUGCUCUGUAUGGAGCUGGAUUGCUUUCAUCUACAUCGCCAAUGACAAGACUUCCAGUAAAUGAAUCGGGUGUGGUUGCAUUCCGUAAUUUUAAUGAGGAAUUGAAACAUGCUGGGGUAUGGGAAUCAAAUGAAGAAGGUGCUACAUCUGCAACAGAUAGCUCUAGAGAUAAUCUCGCUUCCUUGUAUCGGCCUCCCAUUCAGCUACUGUUCCAGGGCACUUUUGAAAAGGCGAAGAGUGCUGCUUCUGUCCAGGACAAAUGGCUCAUGGUGAACUUGCAAUCCAAUUCGGAGUUCAGCUCCCAUAUGCUUAAUCGAGACACCUGGGCUAAUGAAGCUGUUUCUCAAACCAUUCUCACUAAUUUUAUUUUCUGGCAGGCUUAUGAUGAUACAACUGAAGGCCGGAAGGUUUGCACGUACUACAAAUUGGAAUCUAUGCCUGUUGUUCUUAUCAUUGACCCCAUCACUGGGCAGAAAAUGCGAGCAUGGAAUGGAAUGGUCCAUCCGGACCGUUUGCUAGAGGAUCUAUUGCCCUUCAUGGAUAGUGGUCCCAGGGAUCAUCAUUUGGCUUUAUCUAACAAGCGGCCAAGGGAAAGUUCUCUGCCUCAGCCACAAAACAAAAAUGAACAAACUAAUGAAGAAGAUGAGGAAGUGCAACGUGCAUUAGCAGCUUCAAUGGGAAGCAUGAAGGAGACAAGUGGAACCAUUUCAACAGACGAAGAAAAAAUCAUUACUGACAAGGAAGAAGAAACAUCCUUACCUAAGAAGCCUACAUAUCCACCUUUGCCUGAAGAACCCAAGGGUGAUAAGAGCCGCAUUUGCAGAGUUGGAAUCCGUCUUCCAGAUGGGCGAAGGGCCCAACGCAGUUUCCUACGGAUCGAUCCUAUUCAGCUUUUGUGGUCAUUCUGCUAUUCACAGUUAGAGGAAGCUGAGACAAGGCCAAUUCGAUUGACUCAUGCAGUCCCUGGAGCUACAAAGUGUCUGGAUUAUGAUUGUGAAUCUACAUUCGAAGAGUCAGGUCUCCCCAACACCAUGGUGUCAGUUACUUGGGAAUGAAUUCAGUUGAACUCAUGGUCUUGGACUGUUAGGAUUGUGCAUGGGGAUUUUUGGUUUGCCCGUUUGUUUAUACUUGGAGCACAGAGUUUGUUGGAGUGUACUCUUUAUUUUGUAUAUACUCAUGCUAGGGAAAAUGUGCAUGAUUCUUCACGUUUA